AGACCAGCGACUAACAUCACUGUGCCAUGUGCCAGUAACGUCUACCGCAAUUCCGAUCCUUCGCACGCCGCGAGCUUCCGAUAUCUGUGCCGCUAGCAUUUGGCGACGUCGUCGCUGCCUAGGCCUAGCUAUUAUCUCUCUGGAUUUAUAUACUUAAGCAUUAAAACUCUUUGUCAUCUGUGUUUGUGACUGACGAAAGAAGUUCCUCGUGUUUAUUAGCAAGUGGUUUCUAAUAACCAUGAAGUGAUGCGUGUGUAAUUUAAUGAAGUGCGUGCCACCAGAGGGCGUUGUCCGUCAAUGCCCCAAUGAAACUGUCAGUCAAACUGCGACCGACAGUUGAAGGUCGAUCGUCUGAAAUUUCUCGUUUGCUCUCCCCUCCUCUACCGCUGUUCGAAGGAAGAUGUUUUCUUAGAGGGGAGGAUGGAGAUCAAAAUAAGGAUAAAAAUUCUGAUGAUCCAUCCGAAAAUGUGUCAGGAGAAGGUGAUGAGCCUGACGAUCAGCAAAUAGAAAACAAUAGUAAUUCGACUCAUUCAAGUCGGAGUGCAACGCCUGAGCUGCCACCUCCGAUAGCUCCACCUGUUCUGCUUCCACCGCCACCACCUCCUCCUCCUCCUCUGAAAGACGAAAGCGAGAUGGACUUAUUAAAUAAAACGCCUAUUCCCAUUAUGGACAUAUCAAGAAAUGCGGUUGCCAACCCCGAGCUUAUCCAAACCGCAGAAGAAGAAGAGGAAGAUGGGGAGGAGGAUGUGGCAUCGAGCCUAGCUACCGAAGAAGAUGCUCCUCUAGAUUUCAGCCUCAAGAGGUCAACUGAGGAUGAAAGCACAGACGAUGACAGGUCCAUGACACCCAAUGGCCUUCAUCCGCCAUCCAUAUCGCAAGAUGGGCCUCUGGACUUGUCUGUGCCUCGUAGACGAAGUAGCAAGAGCAUCGAUGGUCCGAGACAAGCCAAAAUGGCUAAAUUGGAGACAGCCCUUUCGAUGCCUAGUAGUCCAUGGGGUUACAAUGCGCCGAAACAUUCGCCAAAAGCUUUAGCUAAGACUGCAGCAGAGAUCCCGAUGUGGAAUGGAAAGGUGAAAUCAGAAAAGCGAGACAAAAAUGCGAUUUCUGCUGCUUCAUCGAAACCUGUUUCGCUCAAUCGAUCAACGGUUUACCACCCUCUUUUACACAAAAACACUAGCCCUCCUCUCGACCCUCUCAAAAUGGUUGAGGGUCGUAAACACAGCGCCAGCGGGUCUAAAACUGAUCCAUAUAGACCUGCUGGGAGACAAAAUCCAUGGCAGAGUCAGUGGAUGAGCCGCAGCAGUGAACAGACCAGAGACGUUUUCACUUGUGUUUGGUGUAAGGAAUCAUUUCGAAGCUUGGAUGACAUGACUGUGCAUAUGAAACGAUCUCCUAGAUGUGGAAUGGCUGGUAUGCAAACCACACUUCCAGCGACUUCACCUACGUCUUCAACCUCUGCACUGAACCACCAGCCACCACCUCACCAAUCUCCAUUGCCUCCAAAGUGUUCUACAUCAUCUUCAUCUACAGCUGGUCCAGCAGCGAAUGCCGUUAUCAAGGAAAAUGUUUCGCUACCGAGGAAACUCGUCCGAGGGCAAGACGUAUGGUUAGGAAAAGGUGCUGAACAGACGAGACAGAUACUGAAGUGUAUGUGGUGUGGACAGUCUUUCAAAACUUUGGCGGACAUGACGACUCAUAUGAGGGUAACACAACACUAUACUAAUAUUAUCAGCCAGGAACAAAUCAUUUCCUGGCGUACUCCAGAAGAUAAGAUGGCUGCCCAAUCUCAGGUUAAUGCCGUGCUCACUUGCAAAGUGUGUGAUCAAGCAUUUGGUAGUCUGAAAGAACUCAGCUAUCAUAUGGUAAAAAAUUCACACUACAAAGAACAUAUAUUACGCUCAAUUACAGAAGGAGGAGGUAGGCGUCGUCAAACUCGAGAGCGAAGAAAAAAAUCUCUUCCUGUUAGAAAGCUGCUAGAAUUAGAGCGAAUGGAAUUGAACAAACAAAAUCCAACGAGUUCUAGUGACCUCUCUAAUCAGCCAAAAAAUGAGGUAGUAGAUGGUAAAAUAUCAUGUGAGGAAUGCACUGAAAAAGUGGAUGCCAAAGACUUUGUACAACACAUUAAGAAUUGCGCUCAGGGAUCAAGAUCUCAGCAAUCAGUAAAAUCUUCUCCAGGUUCGGAAGGGGCCAAAUCAACUAGUGCCAGCGGCGAUACAAAUCCUGAUAUUCCAACAACAUCGGGAGCCGGAACCGUACCGAGCUCAUCCCCUCUUUCAACUCAGGAACUCCCGCCCGAUGAUGCCAGUAAGAAUGUUGGCGGUCAAAUCAUACAACAAGAGGACAGUAUGUGUGAUAGUGUGGAAAGUACAGGAAGUACCUCCGUCUUAAAUGCAAUAGAAAAGUUAAUAGAGAAGAGUUUCGAGAGUAAAGGUCGUAGAAAUGCUGUUUCUACCGGUAUUUUGCAACGUCUAGGCAUUGAUGAGGAAGUAUAUCCACCCUGGCAUCCAUCGAGCUCUCCCAGCGCGUUUGGUGUUCUCCGUAGCACUGUUGAUCUUCAAAGGAAAUCCACUUCUCCUCUAGGUAGGCUACACGAUUUUAAAAUGGAGAUGGCAGAUUUUUCCGGUUCCGAAAGUCGCAGUAGGUCUUCCUCGACCUCAGAAAAGCAUCCGAGUUUUGACGAUCAUUUAAGACUAACUUUCGGGCUGACUGCUAAGGACGUUAUGAAUCGCGUUUCAACGCCAAGCAGUGCAUCUCAGUCUUGCUCACCUGUGCAUUUUCAACCAGAAUCUCCGGCUGAUGAUCGGAAUCCAGUUUUUAUGACCAAAGAGACCACAAAUUCGAAUGUAGCAUCAACAUCUCAUGGCGUUGUCCCAUCAAGAAAUUCAUCGCCCAAAGAUCGUUCAGUUACACCUUCUUCCGAUCGUGACAGUACUGACAAAAUUGUAGCCAAAGAGAAUGAACAGUCAAAAGAAAUAACUAGCAAGGAAUCGGAUGAAGCCAACUGCGAAGAGCGCGAGGACAAAUCUGCGAUAUCUGAUGACGAAAAACCUGUCGACUGCAGUCGAGAAGCAACGCCAAAAAGUGAGGACAGACAAACGCCAUUAUCUAGGAGCUCAAGCUGCGAACCGGAACUUGCUUUAUCUACAAGUCCAGCUGCAGCUUCCGCGAUUUCUGAUUCGCCUGACAAACAAUCCAGAAACAUUCCCAAGAAAAAGAGAAAUUCGGAAAUGCAUCGAAAGUCUCACUCCUCUAGCAAUAAACGUCGUUCAUCGCAUUCCCAUAGGAGGAAAGAUGCGGAGAUAGGCCAUAAUGAUGGUGGUUGUGACAGCGCUUUAGGUUCUCCAAUGUCAGCUCAUAGUGAGGUGACUUCUCCUCGUCAGAAGCAGCACACUGACGCUGCUGCUGGUGAUCAUCCACUGAAAGAACUUCAAAAGUUGUUAGACAAGACAGAUGCUCAUCUUUCAAGGCCUAGCUUACCGGCCACCCCUGGCUCAAUAUUAGCAUUCAGUUGGGCUUGCAGUGAAGCUACUACUUCGGACUCACUUAUGAAGUGUGCCUUUUGUGACACUCACUUCAUCUCAAAGGGGGCUUAUAGGCACCAUCUAAGCAAAAUGCACUUCGUCAAAGACGGUAGCUUAGCUGAGAUUGCAGCCGCAUCAACGUGGAAGCCACCUUCAACCUCAGGAAACAGCAAAAUUAGUGCUCCUCCCGGAAGCAGUAAUAGCAGCAACGGGUGUGGCGGGGUCGUAACAGCUGGGGGAAGCCGGACAGGAAACAACAGUGGCAACGAUCCUGGACAUCCAGCAUCCCCCCAGAAAGAACUUGUGCCACCCACACCCGUUGAUGAGAGCCCUCAUUCCAAAUUUUUGAAGUACACCGAACUCGCCAAACAGCUCUCGAGCAAAUAUGUGUGAUUAUUGAAUAUGAUAGAGAAACAUGCGUAUAAAUAUAUAUAUAUAUAUAAUUAUAAAAACGGUGCCUCCAAUAAUAAUUUGCCAAGUUUUCUUUUUUUAUUGGGAUCUAUUUGUGACCCAGUGAUACAUAAAAAAACAACUGGUGCUGCUGCCUGGCUGUAUACAUCCAGUUGAUAGAUAAUAGACAUGACACAGACGCACAAAGUCUGCUGGACCUCUUGUACAUAGCUAUAAAUAACACUCUACUAUAAAUAGCUCUAUAAAUAUAUAAAUACUUAUGUAUGACUGAAGUCUAUUGUUCUGGUCUCUAUCACUGGCAAUUAUAAAUAAUAAGUUGAGCAACAAGCACUCAGUUAGGGAUACUUUUAUUUACUAUGCUUUCAGAUCUCUAUAGAAGAUCGGACAGUGUUCCAAUCUGUAAUUUUUUCUUUUCUCUCUCCAGCAUUGACAUGUUGGAAGCACAUUUUAGCUACCGAUUUCAUGGUGCAGCUGUUUGAAAUUGAGGUCACAGUUUUUUACUUGCCUUAAUCGUUCGUAACUGUCACAACAUUAUAAUGAAGUGUUAAAAAUUAUUUUUAUUUAAUUAGAAAUUGAACGCAUAAUUGCCAAAUUUUCAUCUGGAAGAUUUUGGUUGCUGAAUCUCCCUCCCAUGUGUGUGGCGUUUUGUGAUUGGUUAGGGCAUAGACUCUUUUUGAUGUCAUUUUUCUUGUGCAUCAGAUUUUAUAUGGCAGACUUAAUUAGCAAAUCACACUUUAGUAAUUUAUCCACAUCUUAAACAUUUAAAGUAGUUACAAAACCCCCAAAAUGGGAUCUGAAAGAAAAAUAAUUUUAAAAAUUUCAUAUCAAGAUCAAACAGACCAAAAUCUUUUAAUAAAAUUUGCCAGUUUUUUAAACAACACAUAUCUCCAUUAAUGUUAUUAAUCAUAGCAUUGUACAUCAUUUAAAUAGGAUUACCUUCAUAUGAGUUUAAUAUUUUUUUGUGUAAUAAAGGAAGACAUGCGAUUACUUGUAACAUGUUUGAAAUUAUUUGGUAUGAAGUAUUUAACUAUUAUGGAAGGUUUCUGAGAUAUAAUUAAAAAAAUAUACUAUUAAUAAUAAAAUAUUAACAUAAACUGCGAAUUUUCAGUUACACUGAACUAACUUUCCGAAUUUAGUGAGAAUAAUAUUACGUCUUUUUUAUCUUAACAUAUGUUAAUUUUUAUUCAUUAAACAUAUGUUAGUAAUUAGCAAGUUUUAACAAAUAUAAUUUUUACUUAAACAUUUUAUGGGUCCAAAAUUUUGAAAAAAAUUUUGCAAAAAUAAAGCAUUUUUAUUAGAAACGAUCUGAAAAUUUCUUUAAAGAAACAGACUGUUUUCUUCUUAAUUAAACCGACGAGAGAAAAUCUUAAAUUGAUUUAAUUUCUGCUUUUACUCUCAAGUUUUAAUACCUUUUAGAUGUAUAAGCUUAUAUUGUACAAUGCUAUGCACAGUGUCAAAAUUCGUCCAUUUUUCAAAUAUUUUCAUUAAUUAAUUUUCUUUAAGUGUAUGAAUUAAUACAGAUAAGUGAAUAACCUUCAUUGCUGAUAUAGCUGAAUAAUACCUUAUAUGGUCUGCAAAAAACCUUUAAAAGCUGUUGUUUUUCUAAAUUUAAUAAGCAUAUAUUAAACAGAUUUGAAUAGAAAUAUAAGCUUGCCUGUGAAUCAGUGCUAAAAGUUGAAAUAAAAUGAGACUGUUAAUACAUUCCUUAUGAAGAAUUCGAGAUAAGAUUGUGAUUAUAUUUUUGAAUUUUAACUUAUGUGAUUAACGUCAGUUAGCUCAGGUGUUUGACAAUUUGUGAGUUAUUUGUUUGCAUUUUUAUUCUAUUUUAGCGUCUUCAUUUUGAGAAAGGUUAUAUGAACAGUAGUUACGAGUUUGUAAGAUUAAUUGUAAAUGGAAUUCUAUGGAAGUCAAUUCUAAAAUGCAUAUAGUAAUUGGAUUACAAUGCUAUCUUAAUAAUUAUGUUUUUAAGAAUGCAGUCAGGACAUUAUAUAUUUUUAUUAUGUAAAUAAAGAAAUAGGAAAUUAAUUAACUUACACUGUAUUGUAAUAUAAUUUAAAAACUUUUAUUACAAACCUGCCAAAGUUUUUUCUGCAAUUCGGAAUUGCACUUUGACGGUUGUUGCUUUGUAAUAAAAUCUUAUAUCAGUUAUUUGCUACUAUUUUCAAAAUUAUAUAAAUCAACAGAAUUGUGAUAAGUACUCUGAUUUUAAGGCAAUGUAAAUCAAACAAGCGCCUAGUCAAAGUGUAAAUUGACAUUGUCCUUUUAGAAUCCCUACUUCUGUAGUGUAUUAUACUCAUCACUUAUCACCAACUGUAAAUCAGUACCAUCGGUGUGUAUUUUUGUUUCAAAUCUUUAAAAAUUUCUGCACUGUUCAUGCGCCAGUGAGAUAUCAUCCAAUAUUUCAAUUAGACCUAUGACUGUACAGCGCGAAUAACAAGGAAAUGAAGAGACAGAAGAUAAUGUGAUUUUCUCUUUGCACUUAGUGAUUCACUUUCUGGUAUAACAAGCUACCGGAAAGAAAUAACGAAGAUGAAGGAAAAAAAAAACUCUUUUUAAACACUCUCAGGAUACUACUGUCUUGUGUGUCCCUAAAAAAACCCUACAAGUACUUAACGUUCGAGUAUAUCCUGGAAGACACCAAAGCCUUCAUGUUCUUUAUUUUAGUCUGGAGUUUUAAAUCAUGCGGCAAAUUUUUACCUAAUGCAUUUCUAUUAAACUUAAUUAUUAUAAAAUACUUUUAUAUUUUUACAUUGAAAAGUUUCCAUAAAUGUCUGUAUGUAUCCAGAAAGUGUGGCAUAAUUUCAGAAAUUAUUUGAGUUAUGAUUUAUGACCAGAGAAUUAUACGUACUUCUUAAUUGUAGUUAUAUCCAUGUAAAAUAUAUAGUUUAUAAGUACUGAGUUAUAAGUACUUAAGUUUAUAAGUACUGAGCCGAUUAUUGCCGUUUCAGGUGCACAAGAUACAUAGAGAGACAUAAAGUUAGACUAGCAGCGAAUUAUCACUAAGUCUAAAACUUUAACGACAGAGAGUUUAGAAGAUUUAAAUAAACCUUUUUAUUAAAUUAAGACUUGAACAUAAAAUGCACUACUUGUGCUCACAGUUCAGCCAUUAACUGGCGACGAUGUAACUUUAAGUUCAGAUUUAAAAUAACCUAGUUGUCAAAUUAUUACACAAUUUAAUUUAACGCGAAGUUGGCUCACAAAUCUAACCGUCGUAGAUAUUUAAAUAUCAGCAGUUACAAUGCAAGGCCGAAGACUACAAAUAUUAUCUGAGCUAGCAUCAACUUAGUAAUGUUACCUCGAGAGGCAAGAAACGCUCUAUCUUACAAUCUAAACACCUCUUUAAAUACUUGCGAAUUGAUUUGUAUUCUGGCAUACAAACGGAAAGUAGAAGUGACAAUAAAGGCCUCAAUCAUAAUAACUGGUUAAUUAAAGUCAUGAAAACUCUACAAGGUACUAAUUAUUAUAUUUCAUUAUGCAUUUUGCGCGCAAGAAUAUUAUACACGAAAUUUCUGUUCUGUAAAUAACUUUAGAAUUUCUGAACAGUAAACCAUUAUUGUGCUGUGUUUCCAAAUUAAGACAUCUUAAAAUAUUUAAAAGUUAAUAGGAUUGUUUAAGUUUAUAAAAUAAAACAUCGUAAUUUAUCUGUUUUUCCGAAGAAAUAUCUGACAUAGGAUAUAAAUUAUAAGGAUCACGUUGACAGAACAGAGAAAGUUCUAGAAGUGGAAAACCUUCAAAAUCAGUUUGCAUAAUGCAGUGUGCUAGUGUUCUGAUGAUGUAAGGUUUUUCCCAUUUUUAUCAAAUUACUGUGAUGAAUCAUGCAAUUUUGUGAUCAAAGGUGAUUGAAAUUUUCCAACUGCUUAUAAAGUCUGAAUUAAAAUUGCAGAAUGGUGUAACAAUGUUAUGGUUAUUAAAUUACAUUCCUUGUUUUUUGUCUUUUACAAAAUGCCUUUUAGUAAUAUAAUGUAAAUCAGUGAAUGAAAAUAUUGCACAAUGAAACUGAGGACGAAUAUUCUAUGCAAUUUUUUAUACGACGAGAAUAAAGUGCUGAAUGGCUUUGGUGUUUUCCCAUUACGUAAGAAACACCACCUUACCUUAAGUUUUUUGGUGUGUUGCAACCCUAUUCUGAGGAGUGCUUCCAAUGCAUUGUCACAUGUAUAUAUGAUCAUUAUUCGUUAUGAAAUGUACAUCUUUAUAUUGUUAUUAUUUAUUACUAAGGUCUAUCAUCAACUUUCAUACAGGAAGAUCUAUUAAAGAGGCUGUUUCCCGCUCCUCAGAAAAA
Stegodyphus dumicola is the source of this 8211-nucleotide messenger RNA. Its product is annotated as protein tiptop-like. The record is from RefSeq and is a predicted model, not a curated record. Gene Ontology annotation, molecular function: DNA binding; DNA-binding transcription factor activity, RNA polymerase II-specific. NCBI's taxonomy places the organism in Eukaryota, Metazoa, Arthropoda, Arachnida, Araneae, Eresidae. Gene Ontology annotation, biological process: regulation of transcription by RNA polymerase II. Gene Ontology annotation, cellular component: nucleus.